This is a messenger RNA of Pygocentrus nattereri (red-bellied piranha), 4644 nucleotides long. RefSeq names its product brain expressed, associated with NEDD4, 1 (gene bean1). Lineage: Eukaryota; Metazoa; Chordata; Actinopteri; Characiformes; Serrasalmidae. The transcript has 5 exons. The coding region runs from base 476 to 1039 and encodes 187 amino acids. The record is from RefSeq and is a predicted model, not a curated record.
GACAGGCAGGGUCGUCCACGCGCCGCUGUCCGUCGUUCUGUCUGCGGGGAAUCUGACGGAAAUGUAGGUUAAGCGCGCGCGGUGGGGAUAUUUUAGGCGCUGAAAGCGAUCAAAGCGCGAUGCAGCGCUGAGCGUCUCGCGGAGCUUCCAUUGUCCUCGCGCGCGGUGCACGCGGCCUGGCCGUGAAACGCUGAGAGAGAGAGAGAGAGAGAGAGAGAGAGAGAGAGAGAGAGAUUGCUGCUCGUGCUGGAGGCUCGUGCUGCAGUGAGUGAGUGAGGCGGAGGAUGGCAUGGAGUGACAGCGGGCAGCGCGAGGUCCAAUCGGUGGCACGAGGGCAUCUUCAUACGCGCAGAGGGGUGAGGACGUGUCUCUGUGUGUUGUCUCAGUUGGGGUGUCUGAGGUCAGACUGACUGCAGGAGGAGUGGUUGAUGUUGAUGAAAGUGUUCAGUGAUCCUGGACCGGAGCAGCUCUGCCCAUGAGCAGUGAGGCGAGCCUGCUGUUGGCCGGAAUAGUUAUCGGCCUUGUGCUCAUCAUCUCCUGCAUCACCAUCAUCAUCGGCAAGCUGAGGAAGGGCAACCACAAGAGGAACCCAAACCUGCGCUCCAGCAGUCUCGUUGGAGACCGGUACUUCGUGGGCUCGAAUGGGGAACUGAGGCCCAUCCGUCCUGAUGAUUCUCGCACCGCGUCUGACUGGGACUCCUACAUGGAGACGGUUUCCCAGAACAGCGACACGUGUCCGGACUCUCCGCCUCGGUAUGACGAGUGCGUGGAACAGAUCGCCCCUCCGACGUACGACCCCACAGAGGCUCCUCCGCCGUACUCCCUCACCGACCCGUGCCGGUGGGAUCGAACGCCCUCCCCUCCCUUCUACGAGCUGCAGGUGGCGCUCUCUUCAGAUGCUUCAGCUUAUCCGAUCAGACAGUGGGACUUCAGAGACUGGUCAAUCGCGUCCGUCUCUCCCUCUCCGCUGCCCCUGGAGGAGGCGCCCCCCUACGAGGCCGUGGUGGUGGUCAGCCCCAGUGCCACAGACAGACAUUAGGGGGGCGAGCCCACCUUUGAUGACCCCUGAAACCCCUCAGGCUGUGUCCUUCUCUGAGACACUCCCCUGCAAUAUGUAGUGCAGUAGCCUCUGUAUUAUUGUGUACGCUAUUCCAGGCAGGCUUCAUAGCGAGACGUCUGUUUACCGAAUAUUUACAAAUGGCAUUAAAAAUAGGUUCCGUGUGAUGGGGGUAAAUGGUCCCUGAUAGCUUUAGUGCCGUUAUGACUUCACACAGCAGGAGAGAAAGGCUGGAAGAAAAACUCCUGGACAUGCAAAGUCAUUUUGAUGGUGAUGGAAAAAGGGACAGGAGUCUCUCCGGGUUUUCUGGAGCCUUUUCGCCGGUGAUAAAGGGAUACAGCAGAAAUUAAACUGUCCUAAACGUAGUUUAGCCACUUUUUUUGGGUAGCUAAAAAUGACAGUGAUAGGAGGUAAAUUCGUAGAAAGAUGAGGUGGCUUGACUGAUGACUAGGGCUGUGUAAUUAAGGUUGGGGUGGAUUUAAGGUGGCAGUGAAUUUAAGGUAGAAGGGAAUUUAAGGGGCAGUGGAUUUAAGGUAUCAGUAAAGUGGUAGUGGAUUUUAGGUGUCAGUAAAUUUAAGGUGGCAUUGAAUUUAAGAUGGCAGUGGAUUUCAGGUAAAAUAAAUUUAAGGUGGUAGUGAAAUUAAGGUGGCAUGAGAUUUAAGGUGGCAGUGGAAGGUGAUAUAUUGUGAUUUUUUUUUUCAUGUAAUUUUAGGAAAAGUGUCACAGCAUGGAAAUCACACCUCCUUAUGCAUAAAAUCUAAGGAAAAGAAAAGGCCUAAUGGCUGAAGAUAGAUACAACACUGCCAUCUAGUGAUCAGGGGUUUAAAGACGACACAAAACGACCCAAUUUCUGCCACAAAUUUUUGCAUGUAAACUUAUUUUAAAUCAAUUACUCGAGUUUAUCAAUGUUUUUUUAUUGUUUUAUCACAUCUUGCCAUCAGAUAUGCUGAAGGGAGGUCGAGCGAGCUGCACGACGAGGGGAAGCGGCGAAAACCUUUAUUUAGCAGUAAUUCAGAUUCAACGUAAAGUUUUCAUUCAGGAGCAGCUGGACGUUCUUCUUGUUCCCCUUUUCGUGAGGCCGAAGUUGACGUCUACUUCAAAAUGUCCAUCCCACCUUUAGCGAUGCCGCAUUUGUGCAGUUGCCGGAAUGUAACUGCAGCACCUCUUAAGGUGGAACGGAAAAUGUAAAUAAGCUGAAUUCGGCUAAGAAGCUUGACUGUUUUCUACAACGUUGAGCGAAAAAUAUUGUCUUUGUUUUCCGUUUGUUGCGAGUCUGAGUUUCUGUCGUAGAGUUAGUGUCCACGGUCAGGCUCAACACGCUUGGAGGAGAAUACGAACUGCUAACUCUAACCACUGAGCCCGGCUCCCCCAUUUUAAUAAUAUCUUAAUAAAGUAAUAAAUUUAAAAAUAAUUAAUACAGAUUUGCACUUAACUUGGUAAAAAAUGUAAUAAAACCCAGUAAAAGUAAAACUUAUCCCGCAUUAUUGGGCAAAUUAUUGCAUUACUAGAUUUUAUGAUUUCUUGACUAACACCCACCCGUGUUGUCUAGCAGUGAUGGGGGUGGGUGUCUGAUGGCACACGUACCUGUAGCAGCAUUUUUUAAAACUUCCCAAAAACUUUGACGAAGCGUCUUUUAAACGUUGAGCUAAUCGAUACUUUUUACGUGUAUGACCAUUACGUGAUUAUUAGCUGGCAGCCCUGCAGGAAGUCUGGCAAAAUAGAUCUGCGACGUCUUGUCAUCAGACUACACGUCCGAUCGGUCAGCGAGUGAGUCGGGGGCAGUCCUGGACCCCUUUCCUGCAUUUUAUCCAAAAAGUUGUGAGCCGUGUUUAAAAUGCUAAGCUCGUCAUCGGUGCAGUCGUCUAAGGAACCGCAGGAACAAUGCAGAAAUGUUUUUUAAUGUUUAAUAUUUUCUAAAAAGCGUUUUCUUCUCUUUAUUAAUUUUAUAUUUGGGCUGUAGGCCAUCAGGAAUAUGGCACAUUAUUUAUUAUUAUACAGAAGUCGGUUAUCGAUCGUUGUGGCCCGUGUACCCGAUUUUGGAAUAAUAUCUCAAUAAAGUAAUUAAGUAGAAAUUUGCACUUAACUUGGUAGAAAAUGUAAUAAAACCCAGGAAUGAAGUACCUGACCCACAUUAUUAUUACAUUACUAGAUUUGAUCAUUUCUUGCCCAAGUUUAGUGUGAAAUAUUAUUGCGUUUCUCAAAGCUGCUACAUUGGGAGAUUUCUCUUUCCUAUAAUGUAUAUAAAACUGUAGUCAAGCCCAGAUUUUUAUUUGUUUGACUGCUUUCUCAGUAUUAAACGCUCUUAUGUAGCUUUUACACACGACAUUUACUCAGAAUAAUGAGAAGAGUGGGCUGACCAUGUUGGCUUUGGGGUGUUUAUUCUUCUUUACACCACUUAAAAACCUUAAACCACAAAAUAAUCUUUCCUGUUUUUAACUUUAUCCUGAACGCCACGGAAGCUCUAGUCUCACAAACCAGAGUUUUUCUUUUCUGGAGUCCGGAGCAUUUUAUAGUUCAAUGUGAUGAAGAGCCGCCUAGCUUGACAGGAAAGAACCAUUUGAAUUAUUUGAAAAUCACAAACUGCAGGCCGGCUGGUUUUUGUGUGACGUGUUAGGGCAGCGAUUUUCCAAAUGCUACAACAAAAACGCACCUGGUAGAAACAAACAUAUGUGCAUCGGUGAACGUGAGGGCGUCCUGUUCCAGAGCUACAAAGAAAACUUUGAAUAUUGUAAAAACGUGGUUCACAAAAUACGUUGAAAUGGAAAUGGAAAACAAGGAAACUUGGAAUGGGGUUUUCCAGUCAGAUGUAUGUGCACAUGAACAUGGGGAUAGCCAAUGAAAACAGAACAGGCAAAAUUCCAAUAGCUGUGGUCAGUUUAGUUUCCUACAGAUAUUAGAUGCUUUGGGAACAUGUGGGCGGAGCACCUGAGACUGAGACUACAGAAGCUCUGACAUUCCGAGUGGGAAUUAUGAGUUGGAAAGCUGUGUUUUGCUACAAGUGAUGUCAUUGGUCCAUCAUUGCCGCAGUUUCCAAUACCCAUUCAAAUUGAAAUAACUGGUAGAACUGUGACUUUACAAGCUGACGAGAACGCCUGAAUGCACCAUUACUGGAUGAUGGGAACCGUUCACACUCACCGUUCGGAGAUUUGGAGGUGGAACAGAGUGAAAAUGUGGGGCAGAAUGUCUACAGAAGACGGCUCAUUUCUACAGACUCAAAGACUCACAGCAGAGAGCUGGACCUCGCACGGGAACAUCUCCAGAGCCCCACCGUUACCUCGAUGAUCAGCCCAAACCAGCCAGCAUGCUGGAAAUUCAUGGGGUGCUGUCACAAAUCCCCAAAGCUAUGGACCACUACAAAUGGAUUUCCACAGAUUUGUUCAAAAUUCCUGCUUAAUUUAAAGACUUAGAUGUAAACAGAGCAGGUCAGAGUGUUUUGGUGUGAAACGCUAAGGUCUAGAUAACCUUACCAAGUCAGAGCUGCUCACAGUGGUGGUGAUGGGAACCAGACGUCCCUCUAAAAGCUCCUACAGAAAGUUCCUACAUGAACUGGUUCUGAAUUCACUGCUGAUGACUGAGACGCUGUUUUA